Molecule: messenger RNA, 1500 nt
Organism: Daphnia pulex (common water flea)
Lineage: Eukaryota; Metazoa; Arthropoda; Branchiopoda; Diplostraca; Daphniidae
Exons: 3
Coding region: 356-1303 (315 amino acids)
Molecular function (GO): protein binding
Source: RefSeq, a predicted model, not a curated record
AAAAAAAAUAUAAUACCUUGACAUUAAACUGACAUUUAAAAGUUCUAAUCGAAAGCUUAUCUUCUUGUUUACAGACACAAAGACCCGUUGUUCUCAAUUUAUCAAGUGUAACCUUUAAGUUGGACGCAACAACAACCAUGACAGCAUGACAUUUGACUGACAUUCAAAAGUUCGAAUCGAAUACUUUUUUGUUAACGACAUGGAUUAUAUAAACACAAAGACCUGUUGUUCUCAAUUUAUCACUAACCUUUAAGUUGGACACAACAACAACAGGUCCACUGGUCCAACUGUAUAAAUUGAAACGCACGUCCAGUUGGAAAACACAGUCUCAUCUAUAAUUUCGAAUAACAAAAGAAUGGCGCACUUUUCUGUAUCCUCACUUACCCAAGUUGUUUUGCUGUUGGUUUUCAUCUGCUGGACGCCGAGUUUGACUGGCGCUGCCUUUUCAUUGGAGGAAGAAUUCCUACAACUGAAGGAAAAUUACAUUCAAAUGAAACAAGUCGUGACAAGUUUGGAAUCGACAGUGAUUGAACAGCAGGCAAAAGUGACACAAUUGGAGGCCAAAGUUGAACAACAAGUUUCGCUUUUAACUUCCCUUUUACGAGAGAAAAAUGAACGCACAGCAGCAGCAGCAACCGACUCUGUUCCGAGUUAUCCAUCGGCUGUUGCCAUCAACGGACUGCCGUCUUCAUGCGGGGAUCUCAAAAUGAUUGGCCACAUUUGGAGCGGAUUUUAUUCCGUCAUGGGAUCGGCGAAAAUGGAAUCCGUUUACUGCGAUUUCACUAAACUACCUGAGGAUGCAGGUUUCCAGAAAUGGAUCGGAUUCGCCGACGUCAAAUCGGCGCCCGUUCAUUUUGACGCCACUCGUUUUCUCUCAUUUAACGAAAUUGCAACUCCGAUUCCGUUCGAGGCGACGAGGGUAAACGAGGGAAAUGCCAUGAAUGCGACAUCGGGGAUAUUCACGGCACCGCGACCGGGAACUUAUUUUUUCUCUUUCACGGGAGUGGCGCGUCUUAGAGAUUCAUCUGAUUUUUGGUGUUCUCUUAAAUUCAAGGGUAUUGAUAUUAAUAAUAAUAAUUGGAUUACCGGGGCGAGUUAUGUUGGAGAGAAUAACGGCCCCGUUGAUCAAGAGAGUCCGCUGACCCUCACGACGAUAGGGAAAUUGGAAAAAGGCGAUCAAGUCUGGGUGGAGAUUUAUUAUAAUAAUAGUACUGGUUCAUCUUCGUUUUUGCGUGAAGACAGUCGACAAUUCACCCAUUUCACGGGUUUUAUGUUGGAGGAAGAAAUUGUGGCGUCCCUUUGAGGUUCAACAUCCAAAAUCAUCGGCGACACGAACCAACAUGAAAGCGCAUGAAAGUCGACACCAUUUGGCCAUUUGACCACGACACCCGAAGACACCAUUUGGGGAAGAGAAUUUGAAUUUUUUGAAUUUUUGAAUUUUUGAAUUUUUGAAUUAAACUGUGGAUGCAAUUACACUUACUGAAUACAAUAACAAAUUUU